This is a messenger RNA of Lichtheimia ornata, 684 nucleotides long. RefSeq names its product CDP-diacylglycerol-serine O-phosphatidyltransferase. The coding region runs from base 1 to 684 and encodes 227 amino acids. The transcript is spliced from 4 exons. Gene Ontology annotation, molecular function: phosphotransferase activity, for other substituted phosphate groups. Gene Ontology annotation, biological process: phospholipid biosynthetic process. NCBI's taxonomy places the organism in Eukaryota, Fungi, Mucoromycota, Mucoromycetes, Mucorales, Lichtheimiaceae. Gene Ontology annotation, cellular component: membrane. The record is from RefSeq and is a predicted model, not a curated record.
AUGAAUCGUCGCAAACAACAGACCUCGUCCAAUGCACCUGAUCAGCAACAACAAAAGAACGCCGAUCAAGGACCUGUUCACUUUACUAUUAUUCGCAACUUUUAUCUUGCCGAUGUCAUUACACUCAUGAAUGGUGUGUGUGGUAUCAUGUCAGUGUUCUCGUCGAUGCGCUACCUUUUGACGAACGAGAUUGGCGAUCUCUACUCGGCCAUGGGUUUUAUGCCGUUUGGUUUAUUCUUUGACUUUAUGGAUGGACGCGUGGCUCGCUGGCGAAAUAACGCGUCAUUAUUGGGACAAGAAUUGGAUAGUUUGGCUGAUCUGAUCUCUUUUGGCAUGGCACCUGCAGCAUUGGCAUUUGCAAUGGGCAUGCGUACAUACCUUGAUACAAUCAUCUUGACAUAUUUUGUGUGCUGCGGCAUUGCACGACUUGCCCGAUUUAACGCAACCGUCGCAUCGCAACCCAAGGACACAUCUGGCAAGAUCAAGUACUUUGAAGGUACUCCUAUCCCAACAUCCCUUACGCUCGUAGCUAUCAUUGCCUAUUUGGUAUCUCGUGGUCAAUACUUGGACGCAUUACCGUUAUACGAAAUUGCACCUACUUGGGAUUUCCAUCCUUGGGUCUUGAUCUAUGCAUUGAGUGGUACUCUCAUGGUCAGCAAGACUCUUCGCAUUCCAAAGCCAUAA